AUGGAACCACAUAAUUCGCCCAAAGGAACAAAAGGAUCCAGAAAGUCAACGCACGAAGAGCUCUUGGCCGCCUCACAUGCUGUUGAACAGGAGAUCAACGCCGUCAAAGCCCUGAAACGGCUUUCUAUCGGCAACAAUCUAAGCUACGACCCGGACCUACCUUAUAGCGAGUCGGAGAAAAUGGACUUUGAUAUAAUAGACAUACACAACGAUAAGGAGAACGAAACACCGAAAGACGAUGAGCUGGAUCAAGAUCACAUACUGCCGGAAGCUAACGAGUUCAUGUGGGUGCCGGCCACGGCACAUCCCCAACUGGCUCCGGAGAAAUUCCGGAAACACGUUCAGGCCACGGUCGACGAGAUCACGUCCAAGCUUCAACGUUCCGCGUCGUCGCGUUCUUCUCUUUCCCAUGAGACCCGUGACCCUCAGACCGACCUGGAAAAGCCUGCAGAGCUCAACAGAGCCGAUACCGGACUCCGCAGAAAGCCAUCCAUCAAGCAGCUCACGAAGGAGUUGGAGUCGCUUUCCCAGAUGGCCGGUCUUGAUGACACGGACGCGGUCACCCUUGCCCGGACGCUUUCCUCGUCGUCAUGGAAACUCAAAGAAAAUAUCGACUCUGUCUCCUCGCUUUCGCGCAAGUCGUCUGCUUCCAGCGUCGACUCGGAGCUCGACUUGCCCGGAUCACAGCUAAAGAGAUCAAAAUGGACAACGUACAGGAGAGGUUCCAGAUCUUCGCGAGCCACGCCUCAGUCAUCACAUAAUCUAGCCAACUCUACAUCCUCGGCAUCUCCAGAGCUCACUGCGUCAAAGACCCUCCCGCAUACUCACAGUACAAAGCCUGCCAAGUUGGCUGCUCCAACGUCUGCAGCCGUCUCGUCAGAGAUCCUGCCGUCCGCAUCAUCAAAGGCACCGACAAGCUCUCUUCCUCCACUUCCUGUAGAGAAGAACUCACCACUACCUCCUUUACCCAAAGAACAGACUGACCAGACAGCUCCACCCGUGAGAUCGCCACCUCAAACCCCAGAAAAACCUGUUGAACAGAAAUCUAGCAGAAAGUCAAGCUGGACUUGGCUCAGCGGCAAUAAAGACAAGGAGAAAAAAGAGAAAGAGCGGUCUCCUCCAAAUCACUCACGCAACAGACAUGGCACGGCUUCUGACGUGGUGUCGAUCCAAAAUGCAGAGUCUCCUUUCCCGUCACCUCCUCGCGAACCAGAAAAAGAGAAGAAAAGCCUAAGUGGAUUUUUCAAGCUCAAGAAAGACAAAUCCAAAUCGACAGAGAAGUCGGCUCCUCCAGAAGGUCUUUCUGACUCAGAUAACGAAAGCAUCACAGACAAGCGAAUACUAAAUCUGAGAAAGAAAAAAGAAGAGCCGAAGCCGGAGCCCGUUGUUGAACAACCACGCCCAGCAUUACAACAGCAUGCUCCUCCUCCUGCAGAACCCCCUCUUGAUGCGGUCUCUGAGAACAUCAAGCAAACGCUAAUGUCGCAGAGACGCAACACAAAGCCCAAUCAGCCUCUUCAGAUGACUGAUUCUGCCUUUGGCUUUCCGCUGCCCCCUAUAUCUCCAUCAACACUGGUGAUGCUGAACCAUCGCUUUCCGAUACAUGUGGAGCGUGCUGUUUAUCGAUUGAGCCAUCUGAAGCUAUCAGACCCAAAGAGACCUCUUUGCCAACAGGUGUUGCUGAGUAACUUCAUGUAUGCUUACCUGAAUUUGGUGAACCAUACUUUAUUCUUGCAGCAGCAGGAGGAAACAUACGCCCAUCCUGUGGAGGAAGAACCUUUCGUGGAACCAGUUGAGGAGUACGCUUUUGACGACGUUUACGGGGGCUAUACUGAGGAGGUAGUCUAUGAACAUUGA
Molecule: messenger RNA, 1857 nt
Organism: Ogataea angusta
Lineage: Eukaryota; Fungi; Ascomycota; Pichiomycetes; Pichiales; Pichiaceae
Exons: 1
Coding region: 1-1857 (618 amino acids)
Biological process (GO): positive regulation of G2/M transition of mitotic cell cycle; establishment of cell polarity
Cellular component (GO): cell septum; cytoplasm
Source: RefSeq, a predicted model, not a curated record